Molecule: messenger RNA, 667 nt
Organism: Dendronephthya gigantea
Lineage: Eukaryota; Metazoa; Cnidaria; Anthozoa; Malacalcyonacea; Nephtheidae
Exons: 5
Coding region: 130-654 (174 amino acids)
Source: RefSeq, a predicted model, not a curated record
AUGUGGGCUGGGACUCGCUGCAUGCAGGUAUAAAAAGAGUCCGAAUUCGUUGUGAACAUUAUUCGAACUUGUGUCGACGAGAAACAGUUGAAGAAAGAGUUGGAAAGAAGACUGAAAACGUUGGACAACAUGAAUUCAAGAUUGAUUUUCGCCCUCGGGUUUCUUCUAAUGGCUGGCCUUGCUAUGGCUGAAACUGAUGAGUACAAUGAUUACAAUGAAUAUAACGCAGAGACUGAACAAAAGGAUGAAACUGCUAAACAAGACGAAACUAAAGCACCCAAGAAGGAAGAAACAUCGAAUGAUGAAGAAACCAAAGUAGUGUUGGAAGACAUGAACACACAAACCUCGACUGAACUCGUUCAAAACGACGACCCUGAUGCAAUCAAGCAUAAAGGAUUGUGUCAUUGGCAUGUUGGCGUUUGGUACAAACCUGGAUUUGCCAUUCGAUGUAGCUGUAUGAGAUGCGUCUGUAAACCUGGCGGAGUCUGGGCUUGUGAUUAUCACUUCGCUUACUGUCCAUACUUCUACUGCGGUAACCAAAUCUACAAUCCCCACACCAGUAUUUGCUGCUGUGGUAAAGUUUACAGCAAGAAUCGCAACUUCUCCUGCUGCGGUUACUUCUAUUAUGAUCGCCGUCUACAACCAAUGUUGUAGCUACUUCUCUGUG